Messenger RNA from Malania oleifera, 3138 nucleotides. RefSeq names its product lipoxygenase 6, chloroplastic. Lineage: Eukaryota; Viridiplantae; Streptophyta; Magnoliopsida; Santalales; Ximeniaceae. Gene Ontology annotation, molecular function: oxidoreductase activity, acting on single donors with incorporation of molecular oxygen, incorporation of two atoms of oxygen; protein binding; metal ion binding. The transcript is spliced from 9 exons. The record is from RefSeq and is a predicted model, not a curated record. Bases 107 to 2908 code for a protein of 933 amino acids. Gene Ontology annotation, biological process: lipid oxidation.
CUCUCCCUCUUGCUGUCUCGCUAUAGGUGCUUCCAACACGCAUAAUUCGGAACUCCCAAGUCCCAACACCGCUGUGAGCGUAAAUCACCGACCCUGUUUCCCGGAAAUGCUAGCCGCCAAAACCCUCUACCCUCUCUCUUCGGAAAUCUCCGCCCGGCCCCUCCGGCGACCGCCGCCUCGGGUGCCGACCGCCCCUGUCGGCGCCCAUGCAAGGUCUAGGAGGACCCGCGUCCCCUGUUUCCGGCCAGUUCAAGCAGUGAUCAGCGGCGGCGACAAGAACGUCGAGGCCGUGACUACGCCGGAGGCCCAGAACAUUAAUGAGUCGUCCUUGCUUUCUUCUUCUUCUUCUUCUUCUUCUUCUUCUUCUCACUCUUCGUAUUCUUCUUCCUCUGGCGACAGAGAUGUGAGGGCAGUAAUGACCGUGAGGAGGAAGAUGAAAGAGAAGCUCGUUGACAAAGUUGAAGAUCAGUGGGUGUCUAUCUUAAACGGUAUUGGGCAGGGGAUUUCGAUUCAGCUCGUCAGCGAAGAGAUUGAUCCUGUCAACAAGUCUGAAAAGAGAGUGGAGUUUUCUGUUUGGGGUUGGUUGCCAAAGCCAUCGCAACAGUACAAUAUUGUUGAAUUUGGGGCUAAUUUUACGGUCCCUGCCGACUUUGGGCGUCCUGGGGCUGUUCUAAUCACCAAUCGUCAUGGCAGGGAGUUCUACUUGAUUGAGAUUGUUAUUCAUGGUUUUAGUGAAGGCCCUUUCUUCUUCCCUGCAAAUUCAUGGAUCCAUACCCAGAAGGAUAAUCCUGAGAGUAGAAUUAUUUUCAGAAAUCAAGCAUUCUUGCCAUCACAAACACCACCUGGCCUCAAAGAUCUUAGGCUCAAAGAUCUGCUGAGCCUCCGGGGAGAUGGGAAAGGCGAGAGAAAGCCACAUGAUCGAAUUUAUGAUUACGAUGUCUAUAAUGAUUUGGGCAAUCCUGAUAAGAGCAAUGACCUAAGCAGGCCUAUAUUGGGUGGCGACGAAAUGCCUUAUCCCAGGCGAUGUCGGACUGGUCGACCCCCAACUAGAACGGAUCCACAUUGUGAGAGUAGAGUAGAAAAGCCGCAUCCGGUCUAUGUGCCUCGGGAUGAAGCAUUUGAGGAGAUCAAGCAAGAAACAUUCUCCAUUGGGAGGUUGAAAGCUGUAUUACACAAUCUGAUACCAUCAAUAACUGCUACAUUGUCCAGUUCAGACGUCCCCUUCAAGUGUUUUUCUGAUAUUGAUAAGCUAUAUAACGAUGGUUUUGUCUUAAGAGAUGAAGAAAAUGAACUUGGUGGGAACCGUUUCCUUUCUAAUUUGAUGAAACAGGUACUCUCUGCUGGCGAGAAAUUGUUGAAGUAUGAAAUUCCAGCCAUUAUUUCAAGAGAUAGAUUUGCAUGGCUGCGGGACAAUGAGUUCGCACGCCAGAUUUUAGCUGGGGUCAACCCAGUAAACAUUGAGAUUUUAAAGGAAUUUCCAAUUCUUAGCAAACUAGACCCUGCUGUUUAUGGCCCUCCAGAGUCUGCAAUCACAAAAGAAUUGAUAGAAAAAGAGCUGAACGGAAUGAGUGUUGAAGAGGCUAUUAAGAGCGAGAGAUUGUUUAUACUUGACUACCAUGAUAUACUUCUGCCAUUUAUUAAGAGGAUGAACUCUUUGCCUGGGAGAAGAGCUUAUGCCUCUAGGACAAUUUUUUUCUACAAUCAACAUGAAACUUUGACGCCCAUUGCCAUUGAGCUUUCACUUCCUCCAACACAUUCUUCACCUCGAAACAAGCAUGUUCACACUCAUGGACAUGAUGCCACAACCCACUGGAUUUGGAAGCAAGCCAAAGCACACGUAUGCUCUAAUGAUGCUGGCGUUCAUCAACUAGUAAAUCAUUGGUUGAGGACUCAUGCUUCCAUGGAGCCUUAUAUAAUUGCUAGUAAUAGGCAGCUCAGCUCAAUGCACCCCAUUUAUCGGUUGCUCCACCCUCACAUGCGUUACACACUAGAAAUGAAUGCACUCGCACGACAAAGUCUAAUUAAUGGAGGGGGAAUUAUUGAGGACUGUUUCAGCCCUGGAAAGUGUGCCAUGGAGGUAAGUUCUGCAGCUUACAAGAGUAUGUGGCGAUUUGAUAUGGAAGCUUUGCCUUCAGAUUUGCUACGGAGGGGUAUGGCAGUGGAGGAUCCCUCGAUGCCAUGUGGUGUGAGACUCGUGAUAGAAGAUUAUCCUUACGCUGCUGAUGGACUCCUUGUAUGGUCUGCCAUAAAAGAGUCAGUGGUAUCCUAUGUUAAUCAUUUCUACUCUGAUGACAAGAUGGUCACAUCUGAUGUAGAGCUCCAAGCAUGGUGGGAUGAAAUAAAAAACAAAGGUCACUAUGACAAGCGAAAUGAGCCAUGGUGGCCUAAACUCGACACCAGAGAAGACUUAUCUGGGAUUCUGACCACAAUGAUCUGGAUUGCUUCUGGACAGCACGCAGCUAUAAACUUUGGGCAGUAUCCAUUUGGAGGGUACGUCCCUAACCGUCCUACCCUCAUGAGAAAGCUCAUCCCUCAAGAAAACGAACCUGAGUACGAGAGGUUUCUUAUAAACCCUCAGUACACUUUUCUGUCUUCUCUACCAACUCAACUGCAAGCCACAAAAGUGAUGGCUGUUCAAGACACGUUGUCCACUCACUCUCCGGAUGAAGAGUACUUGGGUCAGGUGAACCCACGACACAAUCACUGGAUUAAUGAUCAUGAAGUUGCAAAGAUGUUCAAAAAAUUUUCUGCUAGAUUAGAAGAGAUAGAGGAGAUAAUAAAGGGAAGAAACAAGGAUAUCCGUCUCAAGAACAGAAAUGGCGCUGGCGUCCCUCCUUAUGAACUGCUCAUUCCCUCGUCAGGUCCUGGAGUAACUGGUCGUGGCAUUCCCAACAGCAUUUCCAUCUGAUGAAUUAUACUGCAGUUGUAAGAUAUCUUCUCUCUUAAAUUUAGGGCAAUGUUUGGCCGACAAUUCCGCUGUCUAGUUCUUGUAAUUUGCAAGCCCUGUUGUAAAAAUUUAGCAAUUGACAUUGAUGCAAUGUUGAUGGAAGCAUUGUUAAUGGCCUAAUGCAUAGGUUGUCCUGAAAACCAUGUAAUUUGGGAUGAAAUCCAAGUUAAUCCAAGUUUGCAAGUCUGAAA